GGUCCCCGGGCCGCUCCUCAGAGCCCGGAGCGCGCGGCGCGGCGAGCUGGGAGCCGGUUCGGGACUGGCAGCGAAGGAACGACCUAGGAAGAAGAGGGGUGGCGUGCGCCGGCGCGCGGCACCAGGUCCCCCCCUCCAACAACAACAACCUCGGCCGGGGCCUGCCACUGCCAAUUCGGACUGCCGUGGGACGGGCUGUGCGUCCGCGACCCGUCGGGAACCGCAGCCACUCGGCCGGAGCGCAGGGACCGAGUUCGCGCGGCGGCCCACGCGGGACAGGUCCCUGGAUGAGAAGGAGCUGACGGCGGCUGGGUCCCACCUUCUCUGUGCUCGGGGGAGCAGGGCUGUGUGGCCCAGGUGACACCAAUGCCGAAGAACAGCAAGGUGACCCAGCGGGAACACAGCAACGAGCAUGUCACCGAGUCGGUGGCCGACCUGCUGGCCCUCGAGGAGCCCGUGGACUAUAAGCAGAGCGUGCUGAACGUGGCCGGUGAGGCAGGCGGCAAGCAGAAGGCAGAGGAGGAGGAGCUGGACGCUGAGGACCGGCCGGCCUGGAACAGCAAGCUGCAGUACAUCCUGGCCCAGAUUGGCUUCUCUGUGGGCCUCGGGAACAUCUGGAGGUUCCCCUACCUGUGCCAGAAGAAUGGAGGAGGUGCGUACCUGGUGCCCUACCUGGUGCUGCUGAUCAUCAUCGGGAUCCCCCUCUUCUUCCUGGAGCUGGCCGUGGGCCAGAGGAUCCGCCGUGGCAGCAUCGGGGUGUGGCACUACGUGUGCCCCCGCCUGGGUGGCAUCGGCUUCUCCAGCUGCAUUGUCUGCCUCUUUGUCGGGCUGUACUACAACGUGAUCAUCGGCUGGAGCAUUUUCUACUUCUUCAAGUCCUUCCAGUACCCGCUGCCCUGGAGCGAGUGUCCUGUUGUCAGGAACGGGACCAUGGCAGUGGUGGAGGCAGAGUGUGAGAAGAGCUCAGCCACCACCUACUUCUGGUACCGGGAGGCCUUGGAUAUCUCCAACUCCAUCUCCGAGAGCGGCGGCCUCAACUGGAAGAUGACCCUGUGCCUCCUCGUGGCCUGGAGCAUCGUGGGCAUGGCUGUGGUGAAGGGCAUCCAGUCCUCGGGGAAGGUGAUGUACUUCAGCUCUCUCUUCCCCUACGUGGUGCUGGCCUGCUUUCUGGUCCGGGGGCUGCUGCUGCGAGGGGCGGUAGACGGCAUCCUGCACAUGUUCACUCCCAAGCUGGACAAGAUGCUGGACCCGCAGGUGUGGCGGGAGGCGGCCACACAGGUCUUCUUUGCCCUGGGGCUGGGCUUCGGCGGCGUCAUCGCCUUCUCCAGCUACAACAAGCAGGACAACAACUGCCACUUCGACGCCGCCCUGGUGUCCUUCAUCAACUUCUUCACCUCAGUGCUGGCCACCCUCGUGGUGUUUGCCGUGCUGGGCUUCAAGGCCAACAUCAUGAAUGAGAAGUGUGUGGUCGAGAACGCCGAGAAGAUCCUGGGGUACCUCAACUCCAACGUCUUGAGCCGGGACCUCAUCCCGCCCCACGUCAACUUCUCGCACCUGACCACCAAGGACUACGCGGAGAUGUACAACGUCAUCAAGACCGUGAAGGAGGGCCAGUUCUCAGCGCUGGGCCUGGACCCCUGCCUCCUGGAGGACGAGCUGGACAAGUCCGUGCAGGGAACAGGCCUGGCUUUCAUCGCCUUCACUGAGGCCAUGACGCACUUCCCCGCCUCCCCGUUCUGGUCGGUCAUGUUCUUCCUGAUGCUCAUCAACCUGGGCCUGGGCAGCAUGAUCGGGACCAUGGCGGGCAUCACCACGCCCAUCAUCGACACCUUCAAGGUGCCCAAGGAGAUGUUCACAGUGGGCUGCUGUGUCUUUGCAUUCUUCGUGGGGCUGUUGUUCGUCCAGCGCUCCGGAAACUACUUUGUCACCAUGUUUGACGACUACUCGGCCACCCUGCCGCUCACCGUCAUCGUCAUCCUUGAGAACAUCGCUGUGGCCUGGAUCUACGGCACCAAGAAGUUCAUGCAGGAGCUGACGGAGAUGCUGGGCUUCCGGCCCUACCGCUUCUAUUACUACAUGUGGAAGUUUGUGUCUCCACUGUGCAUGGCUGUGCUCACCACAGCCAGCAUCAUCCAGCUGGGCGUCACACCCCCUGGCUACAGUGCCUGGAUCAGGGAGGAGGCUGCCGAGCGCUACCUGUAUUUCCCCAACUGGGCCAUGGCGCUGCUGAUCACCCUGAUCGUCGUGGCGACGCUGCCCAUCCCCGUGGCGUUCGUGCUGCGGCACUUCCACCUGCUGUCCGACGGCUCCAACACCCUCUCGGUGUCCUACAAGAAGGGCCGCAUGAUGAAGGACAUCUCCAACCUGGAGGAGAACGACGAGACUCGCUUCAUCCUCAGCAAGGUGCCCAGUGAGGCGCCUUCCCCCAUGCCCACCCACCGCUCCUAUCUGGGGCCUGGCAGCGCGUCGCCCCUGGAGACCAGCGGCAACCCCAACGGACGCUACGGGAGCGGCUACCUCCUGGCUGGCACCCCUGAGUCAGAGCUGUGACCACUGCCCCAUCCUGCCCCCACUGCCUCUCCCCUCGUGCCCAACCUGCCCACCUGUGUGGGCCUGGUCUCUUCCUCCAACGUGGGCACCAGGCCCACUGCCCAAGGAGAGGGGGGCUGCCCUGCCCCAUUGCCCACCCCAGCCCUGGCAGACCCUGCUCUGUAAUCCCAAGCAGGGGCAGGGAGCAGCUCCAUUCCUUAUCCAGGCCCCCGACCCAUCUACCCCGCUGAGGGCCUCUCACCUUGUAGCCAUGCAAGGGGGGCAGUCCAGCAGUCCUGGCUCCCAGUGGAGGUGGGGGCGGGGCUCCAAGUGGCCCCUGAGGAGCCACGCCACCCUCUCCCUCUCCCUGCACCUGCCACCUGUGGUUCUCAGAUCUGGAGGGGACCCCUGAGCUGCCAUUGUGAUGGAGGGGGGCAGAGAGGUGUCCGCUGGCUCGGGAUGAGCACAGGGACCAUCACCCUGCCCAUACCUGGCUGGAUCACUCCUGGGCCGAGAGGCUGCUUAACUGACGGCCGGGGGUGGGGACAAGUGUGCCAGGGGGUGGGGCUCAGGCUGGAGAGCCAGAGUGCAGAAGCCAAGUUCUGUCCUUGCCCACCUCGGUGGGGGCUUGGCUUCCUCCCCAUCCCUGCCCCCAGCCUGGAGCCCCAAGAGAGGAGAGGUUUCCAGAGCACAGAGUGAUAGUUCCGAGCACAGCACAGAUGUUUUGCAGCACAAUUGUGAAGCACACGCCCCCUGCCCUCACCAGGCCCCAUUUUCUCUCUAGCGGCAGCUUCCCCUGGAACAGGGAGUCCUGGAGUUUUCAGGGGCUCAUCCCAGGAAGCCUCACUCCUGGGGAAAGACAGAUUUUGGGGUCCCGUCCUCUCUUCUUGUUGUACAAGCACAGUCCCCCGGUGUGCACCUGACGCACGAGCACGUUGGGGAUGUCUCCCAAGCCUCCCUGGCCUGCACUGGGCAGUGCUGUGGGCUCGGGAGGCUGCCCAGGCCAAAGGUUCAGCUUCUACCCCGAGGCCUGGCGCCUGCGGGGGACUACACUUAGCAGCAUCUUCACUCACUCAUACUUUCAGGGCCUCCCCUGGGGGAGGGGCUGCCCUUGGAGAGCGUCUGGGAGGAUUCAGAACCUGACUUGAGAGGAAGCAUCUGUGGGGAGAUGGAUGGAUGGAUGGACAGAUGGAUGGGUGGGCUGAUGGAUGGAUGGACAGAUGGAUGGGUGGGCUGAUGGAUGGAUGGAUGGAUGGAUGGGCUGAUGGAUGGAUGGACAGACGGAUGGGUGGGCUGAUGGAUGGAUGGACAGGUGGGUGGAUGGAUGGAUGGAUAGACGGAUGGGUGGGCAGAUGGAUGGAUGGAUGGACAGAUGGACAGGUGGGUGGAUGAAUGGGUAGAUGGAUGGAUGGAUGGGGGAAGGAAGACAGGAAGGAAAGAAGUUGAAAAGGGAAGAAGGAAGGAGAGGAGAGGGGAGGCAGGCCAGCUCCACCUUUGAGAGCUCUGGUGGGCAGGGCCAGCACAGGACAGUGCCAGGCCGGGGCUCCUCACUAAGGGCACAGCUGUGGCUCUGACUUCUGCCAGCACCAGAAGGGAGAGACGAGGCCCAGCCCAGAGUCCCUUGCCCCACUCGCCUAGCCCAGGAGGGUUCGUGCCCCCCCCCCAUCACCCUGCUCCUCCUUCCCCCACACCUUCCUUCCCCCCUCCAGCUCUCUCAGCCUCACCUGUCCAUCCCGAGUGUUGGGGAGGGGGAGAAGGGUCCCCACACUGCCUUGGAGCGCUGUCUCCUGCUGUGGGCCCCUCCCUCACCUGCCAACACCUCCCACUGGGCCCCACGCCUAAUCCCGGCAGAAUUAGCAACAGGAAAAGCAAGGCCGAGGGAGAGACUCUGCUAUGUAUACUCUUCUCUAUAUUCUAUUUCUAUUGUAUAUUCAAUCUGUACAUGUGGGUGUAAAUGCUGUUAAAUGACAAACCCAAUAUUAUACUGUGGCUGGUGAACUAUUUUCAUCCUCAGUGCUGUACAGAUCUAUUUUCAUUGUAUAUUUGAUAUAUUUUUAAUUUUGUAGCGUGUGCUGGGCCGGGCCUCAGUCGCCAGCCUGCAGGAGAGGCUGGGUGGGGGCCACCUGCUUGCUCUCUGUGGGCUCCGUUGCACUUGUUGAGGCCUUUGCCGUGGGCCGGGCCCUGUCCUGGCUGUGUUUUUGCUGUGUGUUAGACGUAGGGCCCAGAGCUUUGGGUGUGUGCGUGCGUGCGUGUGUGUGCGCGUGUGGUGUGUGCAUAUGUGGGUGUGGCUACGUGUAGGGUGCUGAUUUGUGACUCCCUGUGUUCACCACCUUUCUGCCCUUCCUCCUCCACUCAGCCAGGUAGGGUGAGGCCUCAGCGUGGGGUCCCCAGGGGGAGCUCCUGCUAUGGGGAGAGGCAUGAACUCUGUGCUGGUGACUCAGUGUCUCCCAGCCCCCUUCCACCUCGCUGGAGGUGCCAGAAACCGGAAGGAGGGCCUUGGCAGGAAGUGGCCAAAUGCCUUUGGCUGUUCCCAGUGGACUCACAGGCUGCCCUCGGGGAGGGAAGGGCCUCUCAGGCACCCCUGUCCUGGGUUGGUCUUGACCCUUCGGUGGACAGCGCCACUCUUUCUUCAGGGGAGCCCAGGGCAGGUAGGGUCACCCGACUUGCUGUGAUCCUGGAGGGGCAGGCAGUGGCUGGGGAGGGCCAGGCUCCUGUGUCCCUGUCCCAGUCCCCCCCUGCCCCACUGGCUUUGGUGCUGUCCGUGCAGUGCAGACCAGGAGGCAGAGGGGACGCCAGGGCCAUGCGUCUCCCAACAUGGGCAGGGCAGGGACAGGGGUAGGACUAAAAGGGUGCCCCGACCCUUGACCCCUGGCCCUGCCUGCCCUCCAGCCCCAGUCACCAGCUUCUGGCCCAGGGAGCCAGAGGUAAGGGGAGUAGACAGGUGGGGCACACUAGAUAAUGCCAGGGAGGGUGGCUUCUACCCUCCAGCAAUAAAUCUGCACGAACUGCUGCUUUCCCAGUGCCAGUGGGCGCCCCUUGAAUCAGCCUGCAUAGGCCACAGGCUGGGGGUCCUGGGCCCUGUGCAGGCCUGCAUUAUCCCCAGGCAGGGGGCUGCUCUCGGCCCUUGCUCCCAGCUGCACACGCCCUGCCCGAGGACUCCCCACUGUGGAAAAGAGAAGCAAGACUGAACAGGUGGGACUGCACCUGCCCCACGUGCAGCAUUGAAACACAGGGGUCAGGUGUCCCUUUACUGGGGCCUGAUGCCUGGUACUGGGGGCAGAGGGCCCGGGCUCCCUUCUCAUCACAAGCUCUGCUUUGUACAGACCCAAGCACACUUGCCAGACCAUCACUCUGGGUUCAGAACAGAUCAAGUCCAUGGCUGAUCAGAGUCCUGGGUCAGAACCACUCAGCCCAGGGGAGAGGACGAGGCACUGUCACCCCCAGGGGUCCUCCUUCCUCUCUCCCUCACCGUGGUGUACAAUAAAGUGUCUGUUCUU
Lepus europaeus (European hare) is the source of this 6026-nucleotide messenger RNA. RefSeq names its product solute carrier family 6 member 17 (gene SLC6A17). The transcript is spliced from 12 exons. The record is from RefSeq and is a predicted model, not a curated record. The coding region runs from base 367 to 2550 and encodes 727 amino acids. NCBI's taxonomy places the organism in Eukaryota, Metazoa, Chordata, Mammalia, Lagomorpha, Leporidae. Gene Ontology annotation, cellular component: synaptic vesicle; plasma membrane. Gene Ontology annotation, biological process: L-leucine transport; sodium ion transmembrane transport; proline transport.